AAAAAAAAAGAAUGGAAAUUGAUAUAUUGUAAAAAAUUGACACGUAGUUUGCGUGAUUCGGAUUCUUUGAAAAUUAUCGUAUAUCGGAACGAGCUAUGUAUAUUGAAGACAAACGUGACAACUUACUGUCUGUGGCGAGUAGCCGAGAAAAUAAUGCGUUACGCGUUCGCUGAUUAGCGGCGAUUCUAUUCAACGUAAAAUGAAUCGCUUUUAAUGUGCUUGUCGCAUAGCGAUUUAGAGACGUAGACCGUUAACGACGGGCGCCAGAACGGGCGGAGCUCCGUCACGUUUCUUGCCUUUCCAGAGAGGCAAAGGAAAAAGUGAGAGAAAGAGAGACAGAGAAAGAGAGAGGGAGAAAAAAAGGAGAAAGAAGGUGGCAAAGAGAAAUUCUCCCGGGAAUAAGGAGCGUGUGGGCAUGCCUGACAUGACACGGACCCAUCGUCGGCGCAUCAUGCGACCAUGCGAAUGUAACUCGUAACAGGAACGGGGCUGUUUUGAGACGGGAAGAGAAGAAGCGACUGGGCAACUCGCGGAGCGAUGUAUGCCGCGGCAGGAGGUGCCAGCAUCGCCAACCGGAGGAAGCAGAAGAAGCUGCAGCUUAACAAGCAAACGCCGGCCCAUGUCGUUCCGCCAAGACUGAAGAGCGUACCCCCUGGCUCGCGUCAUCACCAACAGCAGCAGCAUUAUCAGCACCACCAGCAUCAGCAUCAGCACCAGCACCAGCACCACCAUCCGUACCAUCAUCAUCAUCACCAUCACCAUCACCACCCCCCGAGCAAGCUCGCCGCCACCCGUCAGCAAGUCCCGCGAACGCAACAAGCGCUGACGUCGACGUCUUCGUCGUCCGCCGCGUUUCACCCGGGCAUCGAUGAUCGACGUCGUCACGCCACCGAUCACCACAAGUCCCGCCAGCAGCAGCAGGUCCCGCCGGUCUCGCCGAUCCAGUUCCCGAUCUCGCCACCCCCGCUUUCCCUCGAGUCCUCGACGUCCGCCACCACCUAUCCGGCCAACAACAAGUCCAGCAAGUUUCCCUUUCCGCCGUCCUCGGUCCUCGAUCUCCGAGUAUCGCCUCCUACUUCGGAGCUACAGUGCGGCGGUCAAGGACCUGGCGGUAAGGCAGCAUGGCAGGGAUGCAACAGACCUUCGCCUCUUCCCUUAUCUCCUACGUCACCCGAAUAUCGAGAUGGUUACAACAAAACAAAGCAAUGCGAAGCACAUCGGCGAUGGAUGAAAAGAAACAGGAUAAGAGACGCCAGUUAUUGUUAUGGGAGCAGCGACGACGAGGAAGAUGACAGCAGUAACGCCAUACGACAGAGGGGAGAGGUCAGCGCGGCGGUCAACACCGUGCUCUACGUGGGUUUAGGGACCACUGCGCUCGGUUUAGUUAUCUCGUUCGUCGGCACCGGUGAGAAGGGUUUCCUAAGCCCACAGCUGAGACUGGUCGGCCCGUCGCUCUUGUGCGCCGGAUUGCUGUGCUGCCUAUUUCGCGUGCUGCUGUGCCUCUGCCUGUGUCGCUGCGGCCAGUGCCGCUGGCAGUUCUGCCAGGUCGCCUCGCACAAGAAGGAGAAGGCGAGGAAAGCGGACAUGAGACCGGGAACGUUAUCGACCGCUUCGCUGUUGCCGCCGACGCAGCAGGAACGACCGAUCGCGCCCACCAGCCGCUCCGUGUCACCGGCGACGAAGGGACACGAGCUCCUCCUCUCACCUGCCCAAUUGCCAGAGUGAAAGGACAACGCAACGCGCGCCACGAACGUUUUUUACGAAUGAAUUCUAUAUACUAUAUACGCCGAUUUACUGCCGGUUCUUGCCCAAUUAUUCGACUCUAGUUUCCGUUGCGGCUUGAACCGCAAAUUCUCGCAGCCUAAACAUACGAGUAGUCUAAACAUGCGUCUUUAGAUCUUAAACAAUAGCUAAAUAAAGAAAUCGGCUACGUUUUUCUA
This is a messenger RNA of Camponotus floridanus (Florida carpenter ant), 1940 nucleotides long. RefSeq names its product voltage-dependent T-type calcium channel subunit alpha-1H. The record is from RefSeq and is a predicted model, not a curated record. The transcript is spliced from 3 exons. NCBI's taxonomy places the organism in Eukaryota, Metazoa, Arthropoda, Insecta, Hymenoptera, Formicidae. The coding region runs from base 538 to 1725 and encodes 395 amino acids.